GAUAGCUCCGAGCCCCUUUCCCUCGCUAGCCAUAGGGGUGGGGCGCUGAGGCCCCCAGCAGCCGCCCCCUCGGGCUCGCUCCUUCCUCCGCUCACGUUCCCCGCCCCCGGGAUUCCCCUCGCGGCCUCUCCCGCCCCCCAUGCGGGGCCGGUAUAAAGCGGGCGGAGCGCAGGCGGCGCUGCUCAUAGUCACUAUGCUGAGGCUGCCGGGGCUGCUCCUGCUGCUCAGCCUGGGCAGCGUCUGCUGCCCUCCGGGGGCCCUCUCCGCCCUGCCCCUGGCCUCCCGGCGGGGCCCCCCGGGGAGAGCUCAGCCCCGCCCCACCGCCCUCUACCAGACCCGCUACUUCCCCCAGAAGAUUGAUCAUUUUGGAUUUGAGCAAGAUCUUACAUUCCAACAGCGGUACCUAGUAGCAGAUCAGCAUUGGAGAAAAGACAAUGGAUCGAUUCUCUUCUACACUGGCAAUGAAGGCGAUAUCACCUGGUUUUGCAAUAAUACGGGUUUUAUGUGGGAUGUGGCAGAAGAGCUUAAUGCCAUGUUAAUAUUUGCUGAACACAGAUACUACGGAGAAUCCUUGCCCUUCGGAAAUAAGUCUUACAGCGAUUCCAAACACCUGAAUUACUUGACGUCGGAACAAGCUCUGGCAGACUUUGCGAUACUAGUUCAGCACUUAAAGGAGACAAUUCCAGGAGCCCUAAAUGCCCCUGUGAUUGCCAUAGGGGGUUCCUAUGGAGGGAUGCUUGCAGCCUGGUUUAGAAUGAAAUACCCUCAUGUGGUGGUUGGAGCUCUUGCAGCCUCUGCCCCAAUCUGGCAGUUUGAGGAUUUGGUACCCUGUGGCACUUUCUACAGUAUAGUGACAAAUGAUUUCAAAAAGAGCGGGCAGUGCUGCUCAGAGAGCAUCCUGAAUUCCUGGGGGGCCAUUAACCGCAUCUCCUCCACAGAUGAAGGUUUGAAGUGGCUUUCCAGCGCAUUUCACUUAUGCAGCCCAUUAAAAAGCAAGCAAGAUGCUGCUGUGUUGAAAGCUUGGCUAAUUGAAACAUGGGUAAAUUUGGCAAUGGUGAACUAUCCGUAUAAAGCUGAUUUCUUACAGCCCCUGCCAGCUUGGCCCAUUCAGGUAGUUUGCAAGUUCUUGAAGAAUCCCAAACUGCCAGACAAAUUAUUGCUACAGAAUGUUUUCCAGGCAGUAAAUGUCUACUACAACUACUCAGGAGCUGCAUCGUGCCUUAACACGUCUCAGAGUGCCACAAGAAAUCUUGGGCUGACGGGCUGGUACUAUCAGGCUUGCACAGAAAUGGUGAUGCCCAUGUGCACAGAUGGUGUCAAUGACAUGUUUGAGCCUAGGAAAUGGAACUUCCAUGUCUUCUCUGAAGAAUGCUUCAAACUGUGGAAAGUGAGGCCUCGCCCUUCCUGGAUUCCUUCUGUGUAUGGAGGGAAAAACAUCAGUUCACACAGUAACAUCAUCUUCAGCAAUGGCGGAUUGGACCCGUGGUCUGGAGGUGGAGUGACUCGGAACAUCACAGACUCUCUCAUUGCAAUUGUGAUCCCAGAAGGAGCUCAUCACUUGGACCUGCGUGCCAGCAAUCCCGGUGACCCCAAAUCUGUGCUGCAAGCCCGGGCCUUGGAAGUUCAGUACAUGAAGCAAUGGAUUGAAAAGUCCAGGCAUAAGCACUAAAGUGGUACUGUAAUAAUGGUGGUCAUUAUCUCCCAUUGGCUUUAAUGGGAGCAGGAUCAGGCCCUUAUUACAGAGUUCUGUUCAAAACGUUGUUCACCCCGCUUCCUCUCUUCCUUUACUAGCUGUUUGUCAGCACUGUGCCUUUCACUGGGGGGUAGAGGAGGUGGCUGUCAGUUGGAAGUCUGCUCCAGUAGCAAACCUCAAUCAAUAAAGUACAUGGAUUGAGUCACCCAUGGUGGCAUGCUUUCCUGUUCUGCUACUACCAAAUGCUGCAUUACAUCCUCUUUGCAACAUGCUUGCGUGGGGCCUGAUUCCUGCUAGGCCCCGUAUAUCCUCACAAAAUCAGUUUCCAAAGUUACUAGCGAAGUGUGUGCUUGACCAGACGCAGGGACCACUAAACUCCCUGGCAAAGCUCUCACUGAUUUCAACUGGCUCUCAAUGCAAGGGCUGCGUCUCAGCUGGUGUAAAUUGCCAGAGCUCCGACAGGAGCGCCCCAGCUGAGAUCUGCCCUAGAACUUGCCCCUAUCAACACAAACUGCACGUAUGCUGUCUUCUAUCAGACACAGACUAAUUAGUUAAUACUCUAACCCAGAGAGUGAAGCACCACAUCGGUUCAGUUGAGAAGUAUAGGGAGACCUGCUGAGUAUUGCCUCCUACAGGCAAACCCUUGUCUUUAGUGACUGCUUGCAAGUCUCUCCAAGCUUUCCAGGAGAACUUUUAUUGUUUCCAACCUCCAGUUAAAACUGAACCAUGAUAGGGAGCUGAGUUUUGGUGAUCCCUUGGCUUCAGACAGUUGUCACCUCUGUAUUGGAGAGUUACAUGGGGAUACAAACCAUUUUUAUAUGGUGAGGGGUGGAGGGAGGAGCAAUUAUUUUAGAGUAGGAACAAAACCACAUUGGGAUGUGAUUUCAUGGGCGGAAAGACUUUUUUUUUUAAGCAGAAUAGUAGGAAUCAGCUAAAUAUUUUCCUUGUUUUCAGCAGCGUCUUAACCAAGUUGUCAUAUACUGUAUGGUUGUUUCUAUUCUCCUCUGCACAGAACAAACAGGGCUGGCCCCUAAACACACAUUUGUUGAUUAAUUCUCUAAGUGAUUGGCUGUGCACAAUUUAUCACUUUUCUUCCUCCCGCACUGCUUCCCUUAGGUCCAUGGCUAGGAUAUCUGGUGCCGCCAAAGAGAAAGGUGGGUAUUUUCUUCCUUCUUGUUGCUUUCCCACAAACAUUUUAUUUGGUUUUUUUUUUUUUCAGAGCAUCACUGGGAAACUUCCUUUAAACUCUUCUACUGGAGAGAGAACCUGACACAGUACUCGUGCUAGCUAGAUCGUAUUAAGUGACAAAUAAUUGGGGCUGGACCUUGUUUUCUUUUCCUUUUCUGUAUAUUGAUGAGAUUCUGCAUAGUCUGGUUGCUGAUGGUGGUUCAAUAAAGGCCUUUUAAAAAUUGUUUGCAGGGCAAACUGUUCAGAACGCAGCUAAACUGUUCGGACACCAUUAACCCAAAGCGUGAGGCAGUGCUCAGCAGGGCAGGUGCACUAGAUGGCUUUCUGUAGGGCUUCCAUAAGAGACAAACUGCCCAAUUCAUGCAGACAGCAUAUUUGGCGUUAAUAAAUGGCUGAGAGAGUCCUCUCACUUUGCAGCCUUGGCUUUGUUCACACUGAAAGCCUCCUUCCAAAAGGCCCCCUUUCUAGGCGAACAGGACUAGAUAAUUUCAUUUCAGAAAGUCUCAACGCAACAAACGGACCCAAGGGUCUCUUAGAAUUCCAGUUUCAUUUGUAUUUAUCAGCCUAAAAUACAACAUUUCUUCUUACUCCAGGCUGCUUUUUACAUUCCCACGCAAUCCAGCAUUUUCUAGGAACAAAAUAGAUCUUAUUCCGAACCUUUAAUUUUUUUGAUACACUCCAGUACGUCUGGUUCUCUUCUUGACAGAGCUCUUGGCAUAUCCUUGCUUUUGCUCCAGUGUUCUAGGAAAGGUUGAUUUGAACAAGGAGGCCUUUAUGUUCAGGUUCAGCAGUCUGGACCUUUCACGCUCUGUCUUUAGCAAGUAAUCACUUUGGAGCCUAUAAAGAGUGAGACCAGAGAAGCAUCCUAGUGCAAGGGGAAGAGCUCUUUAGAACUGGACUAAAAUCUGUCAGUUAUUAGUAAUCUCCAUUCAAAUGGGUCAAUUUUCUAGCAUUAUGAUGUAAAUGUGUCCUUGUGUG
Messenger RNA from Terrapene triunguis (Three-toed box turtle), 3859 nucleotides. It is a transcript of the gene PRCP, whose product is annotated as prolylcarboxypeptidase. Gene Ontology annotation, molecular function: dipeptidyl-peptidase activity; serine-type exopeptidase activity. Lineage: Eukaryota; Metazoa; Chordata; Testudines; Emydidae. Gene Ontology annotation, biological process: negative regulation of systemic arterial blood pressure; regulation of blood vessel endothelial cell migration; proteolysis. The transcript has 9 exons. Bases 140 to 1669 code for a protein of 509 amino acids. The record is from RefSeq and is a predicted model, not a curated record.